AUGACACCGAUACCAUCUCCCGUUUUAUACGCGAUUCCGCAUGAAAUAAUCAAUAGAUUAAGUACACAACGAGUAACAAGAGUUUCAUUGAAACAUUUGGCCACCGUUGGAAGACACGUACUAGAAGCAAAGAAUAACACCCGCUUUAUAAUACCCGCCCAAUUUCUCCAUCAAGAACUUCCAAUCCGUCUCUCACAAACAUUAAAAAUGUUAAAUUCACCAAAUAUACCACACAACAUGAAUCAAACACCGACUUUCCAACGAUUCCGUGAAAAAUGCUACGAAUCCAUUUGUCUACUGACGUCAAGCCCGAAACCGGAUACUCUUGCGGCCGAGCAAUCAUUCACCGCGUUGAUCAGAAAUAUUCAACGACAACAUCGAUUGAGUACGCUUUCGUUUGGUCAGAUAUUCAAGGAGGUGAUCGAAUCGACGAAUACCCCAAUCGGGGCAUUGGAUACGUCGGACACGCAAGAAUUUUUUGAUAGGUUUUAUGCAAUGAAUUUGGGCACUCGUCUAUUGAUUGGUGAACAUUUGGAGUUGCAUGAUAAAGGCAGAAAUUUGGUGCAAAGAAUUAAUCCGUUGCAAGUUGCUGAGCGUGCUAUUCGUGAUGCGCGAAGAACAUGUGAAAAGCAUUACAAACGCCCGGCACCAGAAGUACAAAUCGUAACACCAAGCGUUUCAAUAACCACUACAUACAUAGCAGAACACUUACACCGCAUUCUCUUUGAACUCUUAAAAAAUUCUCUACGCGCCACUCUUGAUUUCCACCACUCGAGCUCCUCACUCCCCGCAAUAAAACUAAUCAUUGUCGAUGGCGGCGAAGACGUGACAAUUAAAUUAUCGGACGAAGGUGGCGGUAUUCCGAUAUCUGCUUCGGAGAAAGUGUGGAGUUAUGUAUACAGCUCAAUGCACAAUUGUCCGACUACUACCGCUCAGAAUUCUGAACAUAAAGUGCCGCGAAUUACAUGGCAGUUUGAUGAGAAAGGAUUACAGCUUGAGGGUGAAGGAGCGCAACAAGAGGUUAACGAUUAUAAGGAUAUGCCGUUGAUUAGUUAUGGCCAUGGAUUACCCGUUGCUAGGUUAACUGCUAGAUAUUUUGGCGGUGAUUUAUCGCUCGUCUCAAUGGAAGGCUACGGUACCGACACUUAUCUUUCACUAUACCGCGACGAUACACAUCUCGAAAAUUUCCCAAAUAUUCCGAAUGACGGAUUACUGUGGCUCAAUAAUAACGAGAACACGAUGGUGUGA
Molecule: messenger RNA, 1248 nt
Organism: Ambispora gerdemannii
Lineage: Eukaryota; Fungi; Glomeromycota; Glomeromycetes; Archaeosporales; Ambisporaceae
Source: the annotation of a GenBank genome assembly